Messenger RNA from Conger conger (European conger), 3379 nucleotides. It is a transcript of the gene wdpcp, whose product is annotated as WD repeat containing planar cell polarity effector. Gene Ontology annotation, cellular component: axonemal basal plate. Bases 771 to 2909 code for a protein of 712 amino acids. NCBI's taxonomy places the organism in Eukaryota, Metazoa, Chordata, Actinopteri, Anguilliformes, Congridae. The record is from RefSeq and is a predicted model, not a curated record. The transcript has 19 exons. Gene Ontology annotation, biological process: establishment of protein localization; cilium organization; nervous system development.
UUAACUAUCUGAAAAGGACUGGAGCAAGUAACGCUAGUUAAAACGCUAACGUUAAAAACCCAAACGAACCAGCUGCUAAACUUUCAAAUGAUGAACCUAUAUAUUAGCUAUAAUUUUAGUUAAAUCAGAUUGGUGAAAUCAAAACAUUUUCUGAUAAUUGUAGCUAGUUUAUGCUUUAUAAAAAGGAAACCACUGAUUAUUUACUUUACUCUGAAGAUGAAAAUAGUGUGCAAUAGGAACUACAGCCUAAAGUCGGCUAAGUCUGAUGUGAGGAGUUGUGCUUCCCUGGUUGCCUAGACACAGGGCACUCCAAUCUUAGUCCUGGGUAGCACUUGGCUGAAGUCGCAGAGCUGCAAACGUGAACUGGUCCACGGUGAUGCUUUCAUUCAUUUAACACGUCAACUAAUUAUCUUGAGAAUAGGUUUUACGGUUAUUCAAAUGCACAUUUCAUUUAAAGGUGGAGUUGAAAUUCGCAGAUAGAAGAUCAUUAUUCACAACCCAAAAAUCUGUGGCAAGCUAAUUUGGCUCGCCCACUCAGCGAGUUAACAGUACGUCGAAUUCACGGAGAAAACAACUCCUAGCUAACUAGCUAAAGACGCUGCUUUCUGAUUGGCGGGAGUGGACCAGAGGGACGUGCUGAUUGGGCGCCGUGGCUUUGCUCUGAAGCGGAGCGGCGUCUCUCUUGGCAACCAGUUCUGGCACGGGCUCAGGCUGAGGAGGCUGGAGGUCACAGGUGUCAGUCAAGAGAAUCGAGUUUCUCCUUCAAUCAGAUGUCGUUCUGCCUGGCCGAGCUGCACUUGUGGUCCUCGAAGAGCGCCUUGCAUGUCAGCGAUACAGAUAUUGGCACGUACCAGUACUAUGACAAAGGAGAGCCAGUGAACCCCACCGACCACCACUACUUCACUGAGAAGCAGCACUUUACCGAGACUCGAGGGCUCAGCUGGACUCCCAGGAACUCCCGUCCUGAGAAACUGCGCGACUCCCUGAAGGAGCUUGAGGAGCUGCUGCAGGUCAGCCCGUGUGUUGGCUGCCGAUGGAGGAACACACGCUCCUGUCAGAUGCUGCUCAGCUCGGGGGUUCUGGUGACGCUGGGUCUGAGCGGGGCGCAGCUGGAGAGGGUGUGUGUGGACCGGGCCCUGGCAGGACGGCUGGGUGCCGACACCAUCAGCGACGCGGUGAUCACUGACAGGUUCCUGCUCCUCUCCUUCGUGGAGAAGAACAAGGUGUGUCUGGUGCACCUGCCCAAGAAGACUCAGGGCUCCCCGGAUCUGAGCAGACGGGCGGACAAGCUCUCCUUCUCCGAGCUCAAGAUCUCCAGUGUGGACCUGCCAGGUCCGGCUGGGCGCAGGCUGGGUCGGCGGGUGGUGUUGAACCGCUUGCAGGACAUGGGGGUUUGCUGGUGGCCAGCGGUUAAUGAGGAGUCCUGGCCUUGGUCUCCGGUCCCCAGCGAGGGAGACCGGGCCAACCUGGUGCUGCUGGGGUGCGGCGGGCCCGGCGGCCUGAAGGUGCUGAGCCGAAUCCGGACGGAGGGCGACCCCCUGGACUGCCGCUUCAGCCUGGCCCAGCCCUACCAGAUCCUGACGGUGGAGCUGGGGGCGGGGGAGAGCUCGGCGGACAGCUGCGUGUACGAGUGCGCCCGGGGGCGGCCCCAGCGCCUGUCCGUCACCAGCGUGCCCCUGUCCUCGCGCCCCGCGGCCUGCUGCCGCGACCCCUGGGAGAGCCGGCUCCUCCUGGGCCUGCGCGACUCGUCCCUGCUGCUGUACGACCCCCAGCGCGGGGUCACCCUCCUGGCCCAGGUGCCCAUGCUGCCCUCCUGCCUGGCCUGGCACCCGGCCGGGGGCCUGCUGCUGGUGGGCGACGGGCAGGGGGAGCUCCAGUGCUUCGACGCGGGGCUGUCUCCUCUCCGAAUGCAGCUGCUGGCGGAGGACCCGGCCCCCGGCCCCACCCUGCAGCUGUCCCGCCACCUGCGGGCCCCGGGGGGCCUGGCGGGGCUGCAGUGGGCCGCCCCACCGCCCGGCGCCGAGGGGUCCGAGGUGAGCGACCUGCUGUUCCUCCACUACCACGGUGGGCCUGUCGGAGCGCUCCGCUUCAGGCUGGGGGCCCUGAGCGGGGGCCAGCUGGGCCCGGGGGAGCUGCUGCAGGACCGGCUGCGCUGCGGCCAGGCCGAGGAGGCCCUGGGGCUGCUGGGGGCCAUGGACUGGAGCAUCAUGGGAGCCGAGUGCUACAGGGCGCUGGCCGCCAUCGCUGACCACCUGCUGCGGCAGGAGCUGGUCGAGGAGCGAGAAGCCCAAUUAGAGGCCACUCUGGGGACGUUCUACGCCCCGUCCCAGCCCCUGUCUGACACGGUGGUGCUGGAGUACAGGGACCCCAUCAGCAAGUACGCCCGCCGCUUCUUCCACCACCUGCUGAGGUACCAGCGGUUUGAGAAGGCCUUCCUGCUCGCGGUGGACAUUGGAGCGCGAGACUUGUUCAUGGACAUCCAUUACGUAGCUGGAGAUAAGGGGGAAUUGGUGCUGGCAGAGGUGGCGAAGAGGAAGGCUAAUGAAAUCGAUGCGGAAUCCUUAACAACCGGACCGGCAGGGGAGCAGGAGUGGAGCAGCACGUGUGACUCCUCCGCGCCGGACAGGCUGACGGACAGACGGUCGGACGCACAGCCGGGGCGGAGGUCUCAGGGCCUCGCCGAGGGGAGUGGUCGCACCUCGUACCGCGGCCAAUCACAGGACAGCCUGGGGUCACGAGCUGCCGGUAGAGGCAAGCAGACCAGACGGUUGGAUGGCGUCUUUCCCGGAGUUGUGCCAGGUGUUGACACCUGGGAUUGGGCACAAGCAGAAUUUAACCUUGAUGCCAGCGAGGAUCAGGUGACUGGAGAAACCGGAACACUGAAAGUUGUCCAUUUUGGUUUAGUUUAAACAGCCACUUGCUUUUUCUUUUAAUAAAUGUAUAGGCGAACAUUUUAUAAAACAAGGAGUACUUUUUGUUUUAUGUUAUGAUAGUUUGCGUAAAAAUGUAUUAUUUGAAUAUAAAUAUUUUAGAAAUAAUAACAUUUUGCCAUUUUAAAAUUAACGCUGGAACGUUAGGAUCGUGUGACUUGGAUAGUGUCAAUGGUCAAUGAGUAAAACGGUAAUAAAUUGCCUUAUUCCAUUAGGGGCAAUAAGCAAUAAGUGCGCAUGCCAAACUCGUGCCCGUGGCCGCUUCUCACAAUAGGCUAUAUGAAAAGCUCGGAAAUUAAUAAAACUGACUUUAUUUGAUUAAACAUGAAAUCAGCAGAAUAAUAUUAUAUGACCCGACAUUAAUGUUUUUAAGAUUCUAGGUAAUGUUUUUUAUAUACGAAAAAAUGUUUGCAAACAUUAUGCAUAAUAAAGAUAUUUUUUCAGUGCAA